AUGUAUUUAUUUCGAGAAUGGCUUCUGACUCUUGAAGCCAAAGGAAAGUUCAAAGUUCUGUCUACAUGGAAAGUUUGUCGUAAUGGCUUCAACCCGGUUGACUUACAGAUGAAUGAACUCAAUACCAAAAGAUUUCGUUUUACCAUAUAUUUAGUCUCAUUAACCAUUUAUUGGGUUAUGCUGAUAUUCCCUCCAUUCUGUACACUUUUGUCUUUUUCACUUGUACUGGCUAAUCCUAUGAUGUACCAAAAUCCUAAAUUGGCUUUUUUCGCUCUUUUAUGGUCACCUACGUUUAGUUUAUCGCUUGGUUUUACCAUUAAUGCAAUCAUGGGAUUCGGCUGGUAUAUCAUGUGCUCACUUUACUUUCAUCUCUAUCGAUUACGUGAUCUAAUUGAUUACGCUGACAUUUUACUGAAUAACUCAAAGCAUGGAUUGUUUGCUGAAAAAGAUAUGCAGUUAUUUUGCCCAAAAGUCAUUCAACAUCUAAAUAAUUUCGAAGCCGCUUCGUUCAAGUUGCGCUACGUGUUGUUGUGCUAUUUUUUUGUUAUCUCUUGUUUGUGUGAUUUUGACAUUUUCCUUGGUACUAUUAUCAGAAUUGUUAAUAGUUUGUUUUGCAAUUUGCUUGCAAUCGGUGCUUUCUCCAUUCUUUUGUCUGUUGGAAUUUUAGGCCUCAUUUUCGGAAGUUUCCUUACCAAACUUGGUAGAUUGACAGUCAGACUGCACCAGCUGAGCUGCAGGCAUAAACUUUCAAUACAAUCAGUAAGCAAGGUUUCGGAAAUAAUGGAUCGAGCUGCCGGACCAUACAAUGGAUUGAAAAUCGGGGACUUUUUGACUCUCGAAAAACGGUUUUUCAUACUGUUUAUUGCAGAAAAUAUAUCAAUUUUAAUGUUAUUUACUGUUAACAUUGGCCCUUUGUUGCAUUAAUAUGAUAAUAUCACGAUUUUUUCAACAAUCGUAUGGACCAAAACCAUUGGAAACAAGACAUUCAUUGAUUUGAAAGUGAUGUUGACAUUUUAACCAUUGUAACACAGAUGAAGAAUCAUCAAAUAAAUCAGUUAUUUUGGCUGUUUAAAUUCGAAUUUAAUCACAUUUUAAUGGUAAUAGAAAUUCAGCGAUUUUAUCAAUGCAUCUAGCACCUUUAGC
This is a messenger RNA of Tetranychus urticae (two-spotted spider mite), 1143 nucleotides long. The record is from RefSeq and is a predicted model, not a curated record. Lineage: Eukaryota; Metazoa; Arthropoda; Arachnida; Trombidiformes; Tetranychidae.